AUGGUUGAGUGCUGGCUUGAAUAUGAAAGUCUGGACCGCAUUGUUGAAUGGCGCAAGAAGGCGCUUGCGCGAUCUGCUCUUACGAAACAUCUAGCGGACAUGCUACUUGCUGGAGCAGAGGAGAUACUGCCCGAUGACGACGGCACGGGUUCUCGAGUGGCCGAAGCCUUGAAGAAGACCAUGUUCGAGGCUAUGGAUGCGGAACUCGAUGAGGAUGUUGAGCUACCUAUCCAUUCAACCAGGAAGAGGAUGUUAGAGAUGAUUUAUGAAGCUACUCAAACGAUGAGGGCGGAUAUGGAGGCUCCAGGGGUCUUGUUCACAGAAUCGGCAACAACAGCAGAAACAUGGUUGAAAACUUUCAUCUGGGCGCCCCUGAGUGAUAACGAAGUCCACCCGGAGAAGGAUCAAGGUGGCUACUUCGCUUUGUCGUACGUCUGGUCCGAUACCAAACUCUCCAUGCAAUUCCUGGAUGAAGAAAUCAGCAAUCUCUUGAGAACCAGCCAGGCUGGAGGCAAGAAUUUAGACCAAGUUCUCUCAGAUGUCAAGCUGCCCGAGGACAUGUCAUUCUUGAAACCACAAAGAAGCAAUCGACCUAUCAAGUUGAACGGAAGCAUCAUCCAAGUUGGGCCCAAUCUCGAAAGUGCACUCAGAUCGCUGAGAGAGAUACCAGAAGUUCAGAACGGAAAGAGGGUGUGGAUUGACAGCCUUUGCAUCAAUCAAAAAGAUAUCGAGGAGAAGAGCUACGAAGUGAAACGAAUGAGAGAUAUCUAUUCUCAUGCUGACAGAGUGGUGUCCUGGCUCGGAGAGGACACUGAACAUGCGGGGCGCGUCAUAGAGAUGAUGAACACUAUCGGCGGCAGCAUCCUCACGGAACAGGACUGCUCGAGGAUUUCUGACUGGUUUUUCUCGUUCAUCGAGAGUGAAAUGGGCGUUUACAUUGCCAAGUUUCUCGCUCAUCCUUAUUGGUCUCGGAUCUGGAUAGUCCAAGAAAUUGUACUGGGCAGUGAAAAGAGCAUCACGAUAUGCGGCGCUAGGCGAUUUCCCACGAUAAACAUCCUGCGGUUUGCAAGUCGAAUACUUAACGACACAGAUGUCAGGGCCUUCAAUACUCAUCGCAUCCUCUACACGCCGACAAACAGUUACUCAGACGCAGUGUCAGUCGGACGCCUGUCGGCGGGGUUGCGAAAGCUUUCUGAUCUGUGUACGUUGCAGAAGAACUUGGAGCUACUCACUAGCGAGUCUGGAACUAGCACACUAUGGUUCCGCACCGCCUCAAACAACUUCGCAACAGAUCCAAGAGACCUACUAUAUGGGAUGAUGAGCCUGUUACCGCGCGACCUAGUUUCCCUGAUCAACGUGGACUACAGCCCAGGCAAUACUUACAAAGACGUCAUGAUCGAUUUUGCAACUGCGCAGAUCCACUCCACUCGAGACAUUUCCUGGAUACUCCAUCGUCCGUGGUCGCCUUUUCCCGGUUGGCAAGACUGGCCUUCGUGGGUCCCAAAUCUCUCCAUCCCCUUCAGCUAUGCUCAUUUCAUGUGGAAUUACGGCACAUAUGCUCUCCAGGACAGCAAGGAUUGUGAAUCUUAUACAACACGUCGAGUAGGUAACCAUGCCACACUCACCUGUUCCGGCUUCUUUAUUGAUACCGUCAAACAAAGCGCCAAAAGCUUUGCUGCUAAGCGCUGCGAAGAAAGCCAGUAUCUUAUCAUGAGACCAUGGCUCUUGGACGAAAUUGCAGCAGAAAUAGGAGUCGACGAAUGGGAAUUUCGUAAACACACUCGGUCUACCAUACAUGAGUUCCCGGAGCAUGAGCCGUCACCGGAAUUGAUCUUGACAAUUCGGCCCUAUCACCGCUAUGGUAACGUGCAAGGUCUGCGAAAUGCGGUUUCAGAAUGCUUCAAGAGACUGCGCUUGACACCGCACCAUGAGGAUGAGAGCAUGUUUGAUAUCCCACUAGAUGUAAUUGAGAACGCUGCUGCUCCUGCUCUUCCCGGACUUACUGUAGAUCCACCGGUACCAUAUCUCUUGCAGCAAUUAUUGGGCCUCUUUUCAGAGAUUGACCUGUGGGACAUGACGUUUCGCGACUUGUUUUUGCAACAUGGCUCUGGAAGGCCGAUUCCACAUCUGCGGCUGCAAGAUCGGACAGCUUUGCUUGGCCGUAUCUUCACGACUUGCACGGGGUAUUUGGGGGCUGCUUUGAGUAACGUGUGCCGUGGGGACCGGGUUUAUCUAUUGAAAGGGUGUCUCAUGCCGGUUGUGCUGCGUCCCAGCUCAAGAUUGGAAGGUGCGUAUGAGCUCGUUGGCGGCGUAUGUGUGCCAGGUAUCAUGCACAAGAAGGAAUCGGAACUCGUGGCUGAGGGGAUGGUGCCGGAGACAGUCAUGUUGGUGUAG
This is a messenger RNA of Alternaria arborescens, 2394 nucleotides long. RefSeq lists its product as hypothetical. NCBI's taxonomy places the organism in Eukaryota, Fungi, Ascomycota, Dothideomycetes, Pleosporales, Pleosporaceae. The transcript has a single exon. The record is from RefSeq and is a predicted model, not a curated record. The coding region runs from base 1 to 2394 and encodes 797 amino acids.